AUGAAUAAAACUGGAUCUUUAAUAUUAUUAUUGGUAGCUUUCAAUAUUGCUGCUGCUCAACUCGUCACUAUUCCUAUUGAAAAGAGAGUUCCUGAAUCAAACAACGGAUUCUUAGAUGAUAAUGACUAAGCUGCUGUUGACAGAUUAGUUAACCACAAUUAAUACAUGUACUCAGGUAACAUCGAAGUUGGUAAUUCCAAGUAAACCUACACUGUUGAUUUUGAUACUGGAUCUAACCUUUUAUGGUUAACAGGAAAGAACUGUCCUACUUGUGUUAAAGACGGAUACAAGCAUUCUUACGAUUGCCAAGUUUCCGAUGGUUGCAACAUGACCUCUACUCCUGCUUCUAUUACUUACGGUGAUGGUUCUGGUGUUUCUGGUCACAUUGCUAAGGUUCCUAUUAGCAUUGCCGGAUUAGCUCCUGUUACUGAAGCCCUCCUCGUUGUUGAAAAGUCAGUCAGAAACGGAGGAUUAGAAUCUGAUGGUUUGAUGGGUCUCGGUGUCUAUGAUGAACACAACACCAACGCUGUUCCUUUUGUCAACUAACUUUUCAAAUAAGGUAUCAUCUCUAAGAGCUAAUUCAGUUUCUAUCUUGGUUUCGGUCAAAACGAAUCUGAACUUAUUAUUGGUGGAGUUGAUAAUACCAAACUUGCUAACCCCUCUUAACUUUACUUCCAUCCUAUUAUUAUUAACGGUCAACACAAUGAUAGUCAAAGAUGGUCUGUUGCUAUCAAGUCUGUCUCUUUUGGUGACUAAUCUGUUCCUCUUACUUCUAAGAACGUUGCUAUCGUUGACUCUGGUACUUCUUUGCUUGUCAUGAGAAACGAUGUCUUCAAGUAAUGGAUUAACUACCUUAAGACUGUUGCCACUCUUAAGACAAUCACCUCAGGUGGUAGUAUAUUCUACGGUGUUAAAUGUGGUGCCACUUUACCCGAUUUAACCUUCACUCUUACUGAUGUUAACGGUGUUGACAGAAGCUACUCUCUCCCUUCUUCUUUCUAUGUCAUCUAAGAUAACAGCUCUUGCAUUAUUGGAGUCUAAGGUAUUGCUCUUACCAGUGAUGUCUAAUUCAUUUUGGGUGAUGUUUUCAUGAGAAGAUUCGUUUCCGUUUUUGAUUACACUACUGUUUCUAUGGGUCUUGCUCAAUCAGUUGCCAACCCUGCCUCUACUAACGGUAGCAGCUCAGUAAACACCCUCAAAACUUUCAUUGCUUUAGGAUUAGUUUUAAUUGCUGUCUCUGCUCUUAUCAUCCUUGCUCUCAGAAGAAAGUGA
Messenger RNA from Tetrahymena thermophila SB210, 1272 nucleotides. RefSeq names its product eukaryotic aspartyl protease family protein. The transcript has 4 exons. Gene Ontology annotation, biological process: proteolysis. The record is from RefSeq and is a predicted model, not a curated record. Lineage: Eukaryota; Ciliophora; Oligohymenophorea; Hymenostomatida; Tetrahymenidae. Gene Ontology annotation, molecular function: aspartic-type endopeptidase activity.